Messenger RNA from Schistosoma spindalis, 419 nucleotides. Lineage: Eukaryota; Metazoa; Platyhelminthes; Trematoda; Strigeidida; Schistosomatidae. The record is from the annotation of a GenBank genome assembly.
UGUCGCGCUUGCAAUCAUUUAUUCUGUUUGCAUGGCAACUGCAUUAGGGGUUUGUAAUACACAGUUAGAACCUCUUCACACAUUGAUUGUCUUUGGAAUCAGUUUGGUGCUAUUCACAUCUGCAUUUUUGAUCGGUGCAGCGAUUAAAACAGAUUUGGAAGAUCAGUUAAUAAGUAUUCUAAUAUCAUUUUUGGUUAUGUCUGUUAUCAGUGUAAUAGUCGCGGUUGUGUUCAGUUUUUGGGACCAAUUCAAGUUUCAAACGAUUGGUGUUUACAUGGGUGUACAAUUAAUAUUUUUCAUUAUUUCUUUUCAAUUUUAUCAAUCAAUACGGGUAUCAUUAUUGUCAACAGGACGAAUAGUACAACUUAACAAAAGCUAACAUGAUCUAUUUGAUAGUGUUGAGAUGGCCAGCGAGAAGC